This is a messenger RNA of Girardinichthys multiradiatus, 1542 nucleotides long. RefSeq names its product RNA binding motif protein 41 (gene rbm41). The record is from RefSeq and is a predicted model, not a curated record. Gene Ontology annotation, cellular component: U12-type spliceosomal complex. Gene Ontology annotation, molecular function: pre-mRNA intronic binding; U12 snRNA binding. The coding region runs from base 16 to 1473 and encodes 485 amino acids. NCBI's taxonomy places the organism in Eukaryota, Metazoa, Chordata, Actinopteri, Cyprinodontiformes, Goodeidae. The transcript has 8 exons. Gene Ontology annotation, biological process: mRNA splicing, via spliceosome.
GUGUCCAAUGCUGACAUGGACCUGCUGCUGCAUAACUGGUUUCUACCCAGACCCUGGAGCCGCAGAAAACACGACUUAAGUACAGCCCGUCAUUCAGCAGCUUGCAGAACCACCUUUAGCAGCAUCAUCUCAGCAGUUAGAGUGAGCCGGAGAGCCUGUGAGGAGGGCCCCCUGCUGGAGGAGCAGGAGACGGAGGGCCAGAGGCAGCUGCACAGCCUCCUGCUGCAGCAGCUCCACACCGGCGUCGACAUUGACCGAUGUGUAGCCAAAAGGCAGUGCUUCGCUCCGGCGGCGCUCUAUCGGCCGUUCGGGGAGCAGGCAGCGGGUGUGAGGAGUCUUACCCAGUUUCAGGCUCUGCAGGAUGGGGAGAAAGAGCUGGUCGGUCUGCGGGAACUGGGCCUCACUGAUGCUGAGAUCCAACUGUGGCAGAGCAGAGAUGCAGCAGACGCAGGAGAUAAGUCCAACGGUGUGUGUGCGGCUCCGGAUGCAAAGCAGCAGCGACUGCAAGUGAUCAAGGACAAGAUCGAAGCCAGAGCGGAGCUCCUGUCCCGACCACAGCGCUUCUCCGCCAGCCGGCCACUCUCACGCCGGGAGAUGGAGAUUGAACAAGCGCUGUUCCAGGGGAACGACCGUCUGGGCUUCCUCACAACUCUCUACCAUCAAGAUGGUGUCACAGAUGAGAGCCAGCGGGGGGCGUCAUACUCUGACCCAAUGGACGCUCUUUACAGAGAUGUUCUGAGGUGUCAGAAACAAUUUUCACCAGAGGACUCAGAGGGACAACAAACAAUGAGAUUCUCAUCUUCUUCAACAUCCGGCACUGCAUCUGAUCAGUCACAAAGCUCUCAGAGCAACAGCAACCAAUCAAAAGACUCAUCUCACUGUGGGUCAGAUCUGCACAGUGACGGCACCUCAGAGCAGCAGCAGAUCCCACAGGACAGAGCAGAGACAGACCGACCAUCUCCUCCUGUACGGAUAGAUCUGAACCAGCCAAUCAGCAGCCUAGGUGGAACAUCAGCAGCAAGGUCAGGAAAACCAUUGACUGUCAGUGGCGAGAUCGAGACGCUUACAGAUGAAGAAAUCUUGAACAACCGUGAAUCUGAUGAGGGGAUCCGGAGCAUCGCAAGGUUCCAAAGCUACCAGCCAGGAAAACUUUCCAAGGUUCUAUGUGUGAAGAACCUAAGUGCACAGGCAUCCAUCGCACAGCUGGUGGCGCUGUUCUCCAGAUUUGAGCAGAAGGAUGGGCCUCCAGUUGUUUACCGGCUGCUGACGGGAAGGAUGAAGGGUCAGGCCUUCAUCACGCUGCCAGACACUGAAACUGCCCAAAAUGCCCUGCAGUUGGUCCAUGGAUACCGGUUGCUCGGGAAACCUUUGGUGGUUGAGUUUGGCCGCAAGCGACAGGAAGAGGAGAAACAAAUGGAGCAGGAAGGAGAGAAGAAGGAAAUUAAAAGACAAAAAAAUCCAUCAGACUUGUAAAUAACAGCCUGUAAAACUGCACAUGAUAUGUAUGCCUCCCUGGAUAUAAAAGUGCCGUAUUUUACCAUA